AUGCUCUUUGGGAAAAUCUCGACCGGUAUUCUAUUCGCUUCAUCCCUUCUUGUCUCCCAAGUCUAUGGCGACUUUUGGAAUUUGAGUGGUGACAUUGGAUGCCAUGAUCCCACAAUCAUCAAGGAAGAUAGUACGUGGUUUGCAUUCUGCACUGGCGAUGGUAUCCAAGUCAAGUAUUCUAAUGACAAGACCACUUGGCAGAGUGCUGCUCAAAUCUUCUUGAGUGCUCCAUCAUGGUGGGCAUCCUCAGCUUCUGGUCAUUCAGGCUUGGAUGUAUGGGCUCCUGAUGCCAAGGUCUUCAAUAACAGAGUCUACCUCUACUAUGCCAUCUCCUCUUUUGGUAGCCAAAAUUCGGCAAUUGGUUUGGCAUCGGCUGACUCAAUUAAAGCUGGAUCAUGGCGUGACGACGGCGUGGUGCUGAAGACCACAAGCAGCAACGACUAUAAUGCUAUUGAUCCUGAGUUGGUAAUUGAUAAUGAUGGCAAGCCAUGGUUGGCAUUUGGUUCUUUCUGGAGCGGUCUCAAGAUCACCGAAUUGGAUCCAGCUACCAUGAAGCCGUAUCAAAACGCCAAGAUUUAUUCGAUUGCAGCAAAUCCAAAUGAUUCAAAUGCUAUUGAAGCUGCAUCCAUCGUGUACCACGAUGGCUAUUACUAUCUUUUUGCAUCGAUUGACAAGUGCUGUUCAGGUGUGGAUAGCACUUACAAGAUCGUCGUGAGCCGAAGCAAAUCUAUCACCGGCCCAUACUUGGAUAAGAAUGGUGUUGAUGCUAUGCAAAGUGCUGGUACGAUCUUUGAUGCUGGUAACGACAAGUGGAUUGGUCCUGGUGGCCAAGAUGUGAAUGAUGGUGUUAUCGCACGACAUGCUUAUGAUGCUGAGGAUAAUGGUGCUCCCAAGCUACUCAUCAACGAUCUCAACUGGUCUGGUGGCUGGCCCACGUAUUAA
Lichtheimia ornata is the source of this 942-nucleotide messenger RNA. RefSeq lists its product as uncharacterized. Gene Ontology annotation, biological process: carbohydrate metabolic process. The record is from RefSeq and is a predicted model, not a curated record. The transcript is spliced from 5 exons. Gene Ontology annotation, molecular function: arabinan endo-1,5-alpha-L-arabinosidase activity. The coding region runs from base 1 to 942 and encodes 313 amino acids. NCBI's taxonomy places the organism in Eukaryota, Fungi, Mucoromycota, Mucoromycetes, Mucorales, Lichtheimiaceae.